AUGAAGAACUAGCACUAAGAUUUGCCUGAAAGAGAUGCAAGCAUUGAAAUCAACAAGAUAUGUCGACACUAGCUGUCGAGCAAUGGCAGCCCUGAAAGAAAGUCCGCAUGAUGUCUAUCUCAUUCACCUCGUUCGUUUGCAGCAAAAGGCCGACAAAGUGGGAGACGUCCUCUAUAACGACGAUCUCGAUCCCUUAUCAGGAAUGAUGCCAUCCAAUUCUUUCAGCAUUUCGAUGCUCGAAAAGGAGGUCGCAGAUAUCGAUCCGAUGAAACGAGCAUCCAUCAGCCAAGCAUCCCUACUAGACAUGUCGCACAAGAUCCUCUAGAUAUAUCUCUUCAAGAUCGUGCUGAAUGAUCGCCUGUUCCCUUCAAACUCUUCCUUCACUAGCCUUCGCACGAAACUGUUCUUCUCGUGUUUGUCGGCUAUUCAAUCGCUGAUCUCUACCUUCUGCGAGCUUCCUCCGGACACGAUUCUCUCGCUGCCAUAUGCUUUUUAGGCCAUGAAGGCCCGUGCA
This is a messenger RNA of Lindgomyces ingoldianus, 514 nucleotides long. RefSeq lists its product as uncharacterized. The coding region runs from base 35 to 325 and encodes 96 amino acids. The transcript has a single exon. NCBI's taxonomy places the organism in Eukaryota, Fungi, Ascomycota, Dothideomycetes, Pleosporales, Lindgomycetaceae. The record is from RefSeq and is a predicted model, not a curated record.